Messenger RNA from Mesorhabditis belari, 615 nucleotides. Lineage: Eukaryota; Metazoa; Nematoda; Chromadorea; Rhabditida; Rhabditidae. The record is from the annotation of a GenBank genome assembly.
AUGGAUGAGCAACAGAUCGAAAUCCAGAUGAGGAGUCGAGUCGGUCGAACUGGAUCCACCGAUCUCGAGAAGAAAGGUUCCUAUAAAGACAAGAUUUUGCUAGAACGAAGGCUAAAACCGGGCGACACGCUGAAUAAGAUUGCACUCCAAUACUCCCUCACAGUUUCUGAGCUAAAACGAGCGAAUAACCUGGUCGGUGAUCAAGAAUUCGUUGCGCUCAGCACUGUGAAAAUCCCGGUGAGCCGUAUGAGGCACGCGUUGAAUCUUGGAGUUGAAGGUUCAGCCGAUGAAGAAUUGCACGAGUACACUGAUCGCGUUCCGUUGAUACGAGCACAAUCCCUUCGGGACUCGCGUGAUCCCUCAGUCGAGGAUAUUUUUCACAAAACCGACAACAAUAUUGCCCAAGUUCGCGACGCGUUACCGGAAGAUGUUAUAGGAAUUCCCGGUUCAUUCCAUUUCGUCGACGCUCGUUCUCCCGAAUCUGGCUGGUCUGUGUGGGCACUUCUCGCCGCGGUUGUGAUCGUUUUCAUGGUCGUCCCUCUCCUGUUAACACUCUACGAAGAGGAAGCAAAUGAGCAUUUGAAUCCGACCGCCCAUGCAAGUAUCGAAAGCGAC